UCCCUACACCGUAUCCAACCCGAGCUCUCUCUCUUCCCAAACUAACCCCGAGACAAGAUCCAGAGAGGGGGAGGGCCGCUGCCUCCCAUCUAAACCCGCCUCCUUCGAGUUCCCCACCCUCCGGUCCCGCCGCCGCUGCGGCGGCGCACCUGCGGUCGGCGACGGACACCGACGCCUCCGGCCGCCCCCAAUUCGGCGACGAUCCAAGGGUUCUCGUUCAUCUUUGGAUCCUUCGAGAUAGCUGGGUUUUCUGGAAGUUCUACCGUCGUUAUUGCUGUUGUCAAUAGAAGAACAUAAGUCCUGCGGGUGUUCGUUCUGCAGCGGUGCGCUAAGGCUCUUGGAGUGCAGAAACAGACUUGGAGAUGCGUAAAACUGAACUUUUGAGUUGUUGCUGUCAGGACACAUGCCCAAGACUGUCACGGGAGGUUGCUAUCAGCAAAUCAACGUUCAUGUGGAAAGUGAAGAUGAGGGGUAGAGGUGGGAUAUAAUUGCAAGAUGAAGCCGCAUUUUGUAUGUGAUGGGUUAAUCAUACAUGGAAAUAUUAGAAAUGCAAAACAGCAAAAGAGCAAGGAAAGGCAGAAACAGCAGAUCUACACGAUUGAUGGUUACAGGCAUACAACAUGAAGAGCGAUAAAAAAACUUUUGUUGCCCCUGCCAUAGUUUUUACUCCUUUGCAGUCUGUUACACCUGCACAGGGUGGUGGCCAUCCAACUACAGGACAACCAUUGGUGCAUACAUGGCCAAGGCCUCUUGUCAUAUUGUCUCAGGCUACACCAUGGGCUGCUCGACCGCCUAUUCCAUCAGCUUCAGAACUUUCGUCAGUGCAAAACAAUUGUCAUGGGGAAAAGAUGAUGGACAUGGCAGGUGCUGAGCCUAUGAUAAUUGGGGAUGCUAGUAAUGCGAAAUAUGUGCCUAGGGUUGAUAUGCUGUUUGACAGUGAAAAUGAUGCAUAUGACUUCUAUAAUACAUAUGCUGAAAAUGUGGGUUUUAUUGUCCGAAGAUCAACAUUGUGGACAUCAAAAAAUAUCAUCACUAGGAGGACAUUUGUGUGCUCAAGGGAAGGCUUUCGAGAGAAGAAGAAAGGAGCAAAAGAGGCUAAGUGUCCACGACCGGAAACAAGAAUUGGUUGUCCAGCAUGCAUGACCAUCAGGCUCACAGCUAAUGGCAAAUAUCGUGUGACAGAAUUUGUUCCCAACCACAACCAUCAAAUUGCAACUGUGUCUACUAUUCACACAUUGAGGGCCAAGAAGCUGAGACGAAAGGCUCGUGUUGCAAGAGCUGAUUUGGUGGAUGACACUGUAAGAACACCAGAGUUUGAAACCGAAGAUGAGGCCUAUGAAUUCUACAGCAUGUAUGCUGGAAGGAUAGGAUUUAGUGUUCGAAGAGCAAGUGUGACAGUUAAUGCAGAAAAUGUGAUCACUAGAAGGAUGUUUGUUUGUUCAAGAGAAGGAUUCCGUGAGCAAAAGAAAGGAGCAAAGAGGGUGAAGAAACCACGUCCAGAAUUCAGAACUGGUUGUCCUGCCUGUAUGGUGAUUAGAAUAACACCUACUGGCAAAUAUCAAGUAACUGAAUUUGUCACAUACCAUAACCAUCAGCUAGAAGCUUCUCUAUCUACUGAGAUUUUGACAUCUCAGACUAUAGAAAAUGGUGAAGAUCAUGUUUCAGAUACAGCUGAUGAAUCUGCAGAUGAUGCACACGUCAAGCAAGUACAAACUCAUCAUAGUAGCACUGUGCUUCCUUCAGAUAAGAUAAAUUAUCCACAACCCAAGCGUUUGAAGGCUAUUCAAGUAGGUGAUGCAGGUGCUACAUUGGAGUAUCUGCAAAAGAUGCAAGAAAAUAACCCAUCAUUCUACUAUGCUGUACAAGUUGACAAGGAUGAUAAUUUGACAAACUUCUUCUGGGCUGAUGCAAAGUCUAUGAUGGACUUUUAUUACUUUGGUGAUAUUGUAUGCUUUGAUACUACGUACAAGAUACUUGGGUAUGGCAGGCCAUUUGCACUGUUUACUGGCAUUAAUCAUCAUAAACAAACUGUUAUAUUUGGUGCUUCAUUGAUUUAUGAUGAAAGCAUAGAAUCUUUCAAGUGGCUGUUUGAGAGUUUUAAGACAGCAAUGAGUGGUAAACAGCCAAGGACAAUUCUAACAAACCGUUGUUCAAUGAUGAGCGAGGCAAUAGCUGCAAUUUGGCCAGGCACACAUCAUCGCUUCUGUGUUUGGCAUAUUUACCAAAAUGCUGCCGUGCAACUAAGUCAAGCAUUCCAUGGAUCAAGAACUCUGGUGUAUGAUUUUUGCAGAUGCCUCUUUGAUUGUGAAGAAGAGGAAGAGUUCUUAAAAGAAUGGGAAACAAUGUGUGUCAAGUAUGAACUUAAAGACAAUCAGUGGUUGCAUAAGCUAUUCGAUGAAAGAGAGAAAUGGGCAUUGGUGUAUGGACGAGAAGCAUUUUAUGCAGAUAUGAAAAGCGUCCAACAGAAGGAGAGCAUGGGUACUGAGCUAAAGAAAAUUUUGGUCAUCGAAACAGAACUUCCAAGCUUUUUUGAAAGUUAUGAGAGAAUGUUAUCUGAAAGAAGAUGUGCCGAGCUACAGGCUGAUAUUAGUGCCAGUAUGAGUACCAAAAAAUCACCUUCUAUGCGCAUGCUGAGGCAAGCUGCAAAUGCUUACACUUCAGCUGCAUACAAAAUGUUUGAAAGGGAAUUUGAAUUAUACAUGGAUUGUGUUUUAUAUAGUUGUGGCCAGGUUGGGACAAUAUCUGAAUACAAGGUAACAUCUGAGGAGAAACCCAGAGAACAUUUGGUGAAAUUCGAUUCUGUAGAUGGUACUGUGACUUGCAGUUGCAAGAAGUUUGAGUGUCUUGGGAUACAAUGUUGUCAUGUUUUAAAAGUACUAGAUUCCCGGAACAUCAAAGAUUUUCCCCCACAGUACAUUCUGAAGAGGUGGAGGAAGGAUGCUAAGACGCGAUGUUUAAGUGAAAAAUUUGCAGUCUCAUUUGAUGGUGAUCCUCAAUCAUCACUAGCAAAACGUAAUAGCUUUCUAUGCCGCAUUUUCAGUAUAACUGCAGCACAUGCAGCCAAAUCUUUGGAUUCAUAUGCAUUCCUUGAAAGCCAGUCAGAUAUUCUAAGUAAUCAGUUAGAGCAAGUUUUGCAGACAAGACCCCUUGAGACAGCUGCUAUGAUUCCUGCACCAUGUGAUCGACUACAAAAUCCAGUUGAAAGUGUAGUAGCUGAAAGUCUGCAGUACGUUAAACCCAAUCAAGCAAUCUUUGUGGAAAAUCCAGCCCAUGGUUUUCUCAGCUCCAGACACUCUCAUCCAGCCAUGUGUUGGGGUCAAUUCCCAUCUGGGCCUCCAGAAUUGUGACAAUGCUUUUAGACAUCCAACGCCGUCUGGUGUCCUAUAUGGUGUACUGAUGUAAUUAUGUUAAAACAUGUAAUGUAGCGCAGGAUAUUGAUUUGGUUUAUUUAUUUUAUGGGUAAUCCUGUGGUCUGCUAAUGAGAGGUCAUCCAAUUAGUGCAUUUUAUGAAGGACACGACUUUCUCUAACUACACACUUAACAUAUCCUAAAGUCAGUCUACUGAUUAUGAGAAAGCUAAUGAAUGGUUCUCAGAUUUCUUCA
Musa acuminata AAA Group (dessert banana) is the source of this 3603-nucleotide messenger RNA. Its product is annotated as protein FAR1-RELATED SEQUENCE 12-like. The record is from RefSeq and is a predicted model, not a curated record. Bases 621 to 3347 code for a protein of 908 amino acids. NCBI's taxonomy places the organism in Eukaryota, Viridiplantae, Streptophyta, Magnoliopsida, Zingiberales, Musaceae. Gene Ontology annotation, biological process: regulation of DNA-templated transcription. Gene Ontology annotation, molecular function: zinc ion binding. The transcript is spliced from 6 exons.